Linderina pennispora is the source of this 2833-nucleotide messenger RNA. RefSeq names its product subtilisin-like protein. Lineage: Eukaryota; Fungi; Kickxellomycota; Kickxellomycetes; Kickxellales; Kickxellaceae. Gene Ontology annotation, biological process: proteolysis. Gene Ontology annotation, cellular component: cytosol. Gene Ontology annotation, molecular function: serine-type endopeptidase activity; tripeptidyl-peptidase activity. The transcript has a single exon. The record is from RefSeq and is a predicted model, not a curated record. Bases 108 to 2789 code for a protein of 893 amino acids.
CUCCUCUCCUUCCAGUGUAUUGGUUGCCUAUUUCGUCUCUCCGUAUAUUUUUUUGGAAUAAUCUAUAGCAUCAUCUAGUCCUACCCUUCCAUCAGCCGUUGAUAGUAAUGCGGGUCACCUCAUCUGCGUUCCUCUUCUUGCUCGCUGCAUUGGGCCAGCAAACUACGCAGGCACUCAGCAGUGAUGUGCAAGGUGCCAUCCAGAGAGUGGUCAAGUAUCCAGCCGGGGUCAAUAUCAAGCCUGGGUCCUUCAUCGUCGAGCUUGAGGGCGAACCAGGCAGUACUGAUGUGCGUGCAGCUGCCACCAGCGCCACCUCAAGCUUUGCCAAGUCAGUGCCCAAGUUCAUUGUGGACAAGCAGUACAACACGUUGUUCAAUGGGUACUCCGUUAGGGCCGACAAAAACUUCGACCCAGCACAACUCGCGUCACUGCCAGGCGUCAAGCGUGUGUGGCCAGUCAAAAUCCUAACAAUUCCCGUGCAGACAUCGCCAGUGAACAUCACGUACCCGUACCUCCACCAUGCUACUGGUGUUGAUGCUGUUGUGCAGAACCUCGGGUUCACUGGAAAGGGCCUGAAGAUCGGUAUUAUUGACAGCGGUGUCGACUUCAACCACCCCGAGCUUGGCAACUGCUGGAAGACCUCUGGCUGCAUGUGGCAGUUCGGCUCAGAUUUUGUCGGCGAUUUGUACAAUCCAAACGAUGCCAAUCCGAUUAUCACCCCUGGUCCUUAUCCGAUGGACUGCGCAGGCCACGGAACCCAUGUUGCUGGUAUUAUCGCUGGUCAAGGCCCCACCGUCAUUGGUGUCGCUCAAGAUGCCACCAUGGGCAUGUACCGCAUCUUCAGCUGCCCUGUAGACGGCAAUGUGUCGUCAUCUGACGACCUGAUCAUCUCUGGUAUUGAAGCUGCGUACAGGGAUGGCGUUGACAUCAUGUCCCUGUCGUUGGGCGGUGGUGGCUGGCCAGAGGACCCAACGGCUGUGGCCUGUUCGAACAUGGUCAAGAAGGGCGUCGUUGUCGUCGCUGCCAAUGGAAAUGAGGGUGCUGCUGGCCUGUUCACCGCAGGAUCGCCUGCUCUUGGCCAGGGCGUCAUCAGCGUUGGGUCGAUUGACAACUGGAACAACACAGGCGGUGCCAUUGAUAUUAUCGCAGGUGCAGGAGACAAGUCAAUCUCAAGCUCAACGCCAGGCAAUGCUGAUGUUCCCUUUGUGUUUCCCGACCCUGUGUCUCUAGCGGGCGUAUCCAACUCGACAAACAGCAAUCUGGGCUGCGCCACGAUCAGCCAGGACUUGAAGGGCAAGGUUGCGCUUGUCCAGCGUGGCAAUUGCACGUUCAACGAGAAGGCAGUCAAUGCCCAGGCUGCUGGGGCAGUUGGCGUCAUCAUUUACAACAACGUGGUGGGUAUGUUCAGCCCUUCGGUUACAGACGAGACGGUGGAAAUUCCUUUAGUUCUCAUUUCUAAAGACGACGGUGCAUAUGCAGUCAGUGCCCUGACUAGUGGAGGUGUCCGAAUCAAGGCGCCCAAGGGCAGCAUUAUCACUGUGCCUAGCUCUACCGCCGGCCAGAUGUCCGAUUUCAGCUCGUAUGGACCUGGACCUGAACUUGAUAUGGCACCUUAUAUCUCGGCACCCGGUGGCAACAUCUAUUCGACAUAUCCACUCAAGUUUGGUGGCUACACGUCGAUGUCAGGAACCUCGAUGGCUACACCGUACAUCUCGGGCACAGUUGCACUGCUGAAGCAGGCAUUCCCAAGCUACAGCGUAUCGGACAUCGCACAAGCUCUCGUAAACGCUGCCAAGCCCCGUGAUGACCAGACCAGUGGCAAGAAGAUCCAUCCAUAUUGGAGCGGCGGCGGUCUGGUAAACAUAUACGAUGCGAUCACAGCCCGCGCCCAGGUAUCGCCUUCUCUGAUCCCAAUCAACAACACAAACCAUGGUCGCCUGAGUGGUGUUGCUGGGUUUAGUUCGUCUGCAAAUGUGCGCUGGGCGCGCCGUACUGUAACUAUCAGAAACACCGACAAGAGGAAGUCUGCGCGCAUAUCAUUCUCACACUCGGUUGCCGACUCUCUGACAAACUCCAACGCAGAUGGUACUUUUACAGCUGUGCCCCGUGUGUGGCCAGCCGAUGCCUCGGGGUCCCAGGACAAGUCGACGUUGCCGCAGGUCUAUAUUCCGUCAUUGUCUGGAUCAAGCUCAGUAGGUGCCGGCAAGUCGCGCAGUGUCGAUGUCUACAUCAUUUCGCCAUACGGUCUGAAGGAAUCUGGGCGGUGGUUCUACGGCGGCUUCCUUAAUUUCACUCUAACCUGGUCUGGAGAGUCUAAGGCUUCGUCGUAUGUCGUACCCUACGCAGGAUUCAACGGAGAUUACAGCAAAAUCGAUGUGCUUGCUGACCCGUCCGAGGGACUGCCUGUUCUUACUGAUAUCAACGGAAAAACUCUCGAUAGCCCGACGACAUUCGGUGCUAAUGGGACGAACCCAAUUGCAGUCAACUGGCGUCUGGAGGUGCCAUCACGUCUCGUUACCCUGUCGCUACAGAACACAAAGAACGUGACCAAAGGCUAUAUUGUUGGAGGGUACAACCCGUAUGUGCCACGCAACCAGCAGACUGCCGACACAUAUCUGUAUCACGGCAUUGUCAACGGCACUGUGUAUAGUGAUGCACAGGGGACCAAGCCUGUGCAGCUUGCAAGGGGAAUAUACACUGUGCGCCUCGAUGCCUUGCGUCCUCUCGGUGACGCCAAGAGCAAGAGCAGCUGCCAGACAUGGGUUUCGCCAGCCUUCUCGGUGGCAUGAUUACGUCAGUGGUAUUAUAAUUACAAUUCCUUUUUAUAUUUGAC